AUGGCGGGUUUACGCUUACUUCGUCCACUAACUCUAUGGACAGUUCUUUUGAGUCCUUGUCUGUCUGUGUGUCCGGACGGUUCCAUUGUACAUCAAACAUCUUGCUACUUGUUUUUCAACAUGAGGGCCACAUGGAGCGAAGCGGAGUUUUAUUGUCGUCUGCUGAAAACUGAUCUGUUAUCCAUAGACACUGCGGAGGAACAAACGUUCAUCGGGAACCACCUGGCAAGGGAGGGCAGUGCUACGUUCAGUAAGGACGGAAUGUUUUGGACGGGAGGGACUACCAUAAUGACAGGCGGGCGAUGGAUGUGGGAAGGAGAGUCCAUUCCUGUGGGGUACGAGGCCUGGGCCUCAGGAGAACCGGACACUCAAUCAGCCCAGAAGAGAUGUCUAGCUAUGGUUUUCAAUAACAAUUUCCAAUGGCGCGCGUCUGUGUGUGAUCGCAAACACCACUUCGUGUGCGAGGCAUCCGCAUUUGCUAACAGUAACAGUGGCAGCGGAGGUGUAAUAAUUGGAUGA
Molecule: messenger RNA, 519 nt
Organism: Ylistrum balloti
Lineage: Eukaryota; Metazoa; Mollusca; Bivalvia; Pectinida; Pectinidae
Product: perlucin-like
Exons: 5
Coding region: 1-519 (172 amino acids)
Molecular function (GO): signaling receptor activity
Source: RefSeq, a predicted model, not a curated record